AUGUCUCGUGUCCAAUCAAAACAAAACAUUCUUCCACCUGUUCAAAAUGUUGAUGCCACAAAUCCAACAAAUGAAGUUUUGACGCAAAAUAAAGAAGGCAAUACUUUAAUAUGGUAUGAUACAUCAUUAAGUAUAACAGAUCAAGAUACUAUAAACACAAAAAAAGCACUUCGUGCUGUUAAUGAUUAUGUUUUAUUAUUUGAUAAUGAAGAAAAAUGUGUUCAGCAUAUUGGAUCGACAGAUGUUAGCAAUGUCUUUAUGGUCAUAUCCGGUUCAAGUGCAAUAACGCUUCUUUCACAAAUACACGAGCUAAAACAAGGAAAUGAGAAAGUACUGAAAGAAAUAGACAAAUUCAAUGAACACUACGAAAUACCAAGUCACGCUCUUCAUUUUUAUACAUGCGACUCAUUUUGGUAUCGAACUAUAAAUCAUAUAUUUCGAAUUCAAGAUCUAGAAUUACUAGAAAUAUUUCAUUUUUUUAUUGUUGAUUUAUCUGAAGAAUUGAAAGAACGUUUCGAAAGGUUAAAAACCUCAUUAUCAUCAUCCGAACAGAAGACACUAAUACUUUAUCGUGGACACAAAUUUUCAAAAGAAGAAUAUCAUCGAUUUUCUUCAUGUACAUUUGCCAGAUUCAAUAGUUAUCUUUCAACUUCGUCUGAUAUUGAAGUAGCAAAAAUAUUUGCUGGGUUCACCGAAGAGCAAACUUCGUCUGAUCCAGACAUUGUACAAGUUUUGUUUCAUAUUGAAUUAGAUAUAAUAUCACUGAACAGUAAUUCAGUCAUUGUCGCUGACAUAUCCACAUCGUCGCAAUAUGAAGAAGAAUGUGAAUAUUUAUUUGAUUUCGGUGCGACAUUUGAAAUCAUUAGUGCUAAUCAUAAGGAUCAAAUAAUUAAAAUGAUUGUCUCAGAUAAACCACAGCAUUUAGCUUGGGCACGAUUAAAUGGUGAAUAUUUGUACAAAUAUGCUUCGCAAGAAAUAAUUGAUCACAUUGAAAUCGAUCCAGUAUCAAAUAAUUUUGCAUCGGAUCUUAUAGAAAUUCAUAAGUCUUUAACAAGAUUAGACGCAUUUGAAAAUUAUAUUUUAAACACGUCGAUUGAUGAUGACAAUUAUCAAACAGCUAGCAAACAUUGUAUCGAAGGAUAUACCCUUUCUCAUAUUCAUCCGAGCUUAUUAUAUGCUCGUGAAUGUCGCAAGCUUAAUCCAACAAAUCCAUAUACUGAUGAACAUACAAAUGCUUAUAACCAAGCGAUAAAAUAUUUUCAAGCUUUUUAUAAUUAUGCAUCAGAUGAUUUCAUUAAAUGGGCAUUACGAGCUUUGGGAUUUGCUCAUUAUAAGAUCGAUGAUUAUGAACAAGCGCAAAUAUAUUUUAACAAAGCAUUGAAAAUAGAUAAUGAUCCUCUAAAUUUCGCGACAUGUUGUUAUUUUAUUGGUUGCAUAUAUAGCGAAUUAUCGGAUCAUGAAAAAUCAAUGAAUUAUUUUAAUGAAGUAUUGCAACUGAAGGAUAGAAUAAAACUAUCGUUUAUCGCUGCUACUUAUCGUCAAAUGGCUAUGCUCAAAAAUCAAAAUAAAGAAAAAGAUUAUCCGUCAUCGCUUGCAAUGGCAAAAGAAUACCUAUUAAAUGCCUUAAAUAUAUAUCAACAAACAAGCGACGAACUGUCUACAUUAAGAUGUCGUAGCGAGCUUUUAAAUUUAGAAGGUUAUACAAAUAUUGAUGACUGUACUAAUAUAUUAGAUCAAUACUUUAAAUAUUGUCAAGAUCAUCAAAUUGUAUCGAAACCCAUUGCAGAACUGUAUGAAAGAAUAGCUUACGAAUAUUUUGAAUAUUUUGAUUAUGAUCUGGCACUGAAAUGUUAUGUGAAAAUCAUCGUACACUUUCCAGAUAAUGAAAUUUGUCAUCAGAUCAUAGCUGAUAUAUAUAUUAGAAAGAACGAUUCAAAACCAGCCAUUGCAUAUUUAGAAAAAACUCUCAACAUAACCAAAAAUGUAAGAAAAAUUGUCCAUUGCCUUCUCGCUAUGGGUAUGCAAUAUUGCAAAGAAAAUAAUUUACCUAUGGCAAUAAGAUGUUUGGAAAAAAGUGUCUCAGAGUGCGAACAAUCGGAUUCUAACAUACAAUUUUAUGAUUAUGUAUUCAAUUUGGAACUUGAACGAAAGAGUCAGAUCGCCACAUGUACAUGGCUGGCCGAGUCGCAUUGUCAAACAACAAAAGAAUUGUAUUUUUACACCAAGGCUUUAACUCUCUCUUUGGAUUUUAUACAACUGUUUCCAUCGGAAAUUAUUUCCAUUUUCAAAUCAAUUGACUUUAUCCAGAAGUCUAAUCACACUGAACAGAUAAGACGCAUAAUAGAAGAAAAUAAAAACAAUAAUGAAAGUCAUCUGGAAAAAUUUACUCUGAAAAGAAUAUUUGAUAACUACAUUAGCAUGGGUGAUUAUGAUGGCAUGAAUCGUUUAUUUUAUUAUGUAAAAGCAUUGCAGAUUUAUAAUAAAGGAAACAAAAUAGAAAUCAAUGGUGACAUUGACUCAAUGUGUACAUCGAAAAUCAAACGGAUCCUCCAAUUACAGUAUUCAGAUGAUAAAUUAAUAGAUCAUAUUCAACAACAGUUAUUACAAGUAACGAAUUCACAGAUUGAAACAGAAGAAGAACAAGAUUUAUUUAACAAAAACUACUCUGUUGACUUAAAAAGAAAUCAACUUGCCAAAAUCUAUUCUUCUAUUGGAGAUGUAUACUCAAAAAUGAAAAAUUAUGAAAAAGCAAAACUAAAUUAUGACAAAUGUAUUGAAUAUUAUAAAACGUUUUCAUCAUUGUUUCAUCUUGAGAUUCUUGAUUUAUACAGCAAGAUGAAUUAUAUUACUCAAAUGUAGCAGGUACAUAUCGAAUAUGGAAUCAGUGCAGCAUUGAAAUACGAACAGAAACCAUUUAGUUAGAUUUUAUGUCAACAUUCUCCUAUCAGUUUAUAAUAAAACUGAUAUAUUUUACAUAAAAUCAAAUACGCACAGUUCAUAUAAUUAUGAAAUUCAUUUUAUCUGAUAUAUUCUUGUUGAUUGAUGGAAAAUAACUAAAUGAUCGGAUGUAGAAAUGACAUCAUUAGCAUCACCCAUUUAUCAAAGAGAUACAAAUUUCAACACUGAGAUUUUAGAGGGUGUGGGUGUGGGUACGGGUGUGAGUGAGUCUAUAUGUGACUCUGCUCUUAACUCACACUUUCAUAGCCACACCCACACCCUAGUUAAGAAAAAACGCUUUUCCUAUAUGAGCGCAUAAGUAAAUUUAUAGAAAUCAUGACUUUUCAGAAGAAUUUGAACAGUUUGUUCAAGAUUUUUAUUAAUAAAUUUACUAGCAAUCAAAAAAUUUGCGUAUAAAUACUACAUUGUAUGGAAAUAACUAUUAAGGCUAAUGAUUCAAAUGUUUCUUUGACUAGCGAAUACUCGAAUAGGAGUUAACAGACAUGUUCUUUUUUUUUUUUUUUUUUUUUUUUUUAAUGCAUAGUUUUUAAAACAAUCAAUGACAUAACUAUUAACUACUUCUGGCAGCGUUCUGCAAGAUUUCAGCAUCAUCAUUUUAAAGAUCGUGACCUUGCAAAGUUCUCUUUUUCUUUUGAAUAACUUUUGAAAAAUUUAUAUUCCAAAUAUUCAAACACAAAAUUUUAUUUUGGCACAAAAUAUAAGAUUUUCUUAAGGUUAAUUAACGAAUAGAGUGAAUAUUUGUGAUACAAGUCAAUUCUAAUUUUAUCUGAAUUUUCAAUUAUUCAGGAGAAAUAUAUUUAUUUAAGAUUAGAAGAUUUAACUGAUAAUAUCUUAGAGUUUCUGAAUAUCGUCGAUAGCGAAUGCCUGAGAAAGAAUGUCUUUACAAGAGUUCAAGAAAUGACAUAUUGGAGAAAAUCAGGUAAUCUUAUAUGACAAUAAAAUCGAAUGAUCGAGUUUAUGAUCCUGAUGAUUCUUAAAAGUAGAUAUCAAUGACAAUUAUUAGCUAGAAAAAUGUUGAUGAGAUUGAUUGAUCUAUUCAGAAGAGACAGACAAUAAACUGUAACUGUGGAAAAAUAUUUUCUUAGUCUAGAAUAUUUGCAACGACUUGCUUGUUAAAACAAAACGCAAAUUAAAUUGAUAAUUGUCCCAAAAUCAAAAAAAAGAAACACUUCUUCAGAAGAAAAAGUGAAGAAUACAACGAAUUCCUAGACAAUAGAAUGUAUGGCUUUGUAGAUGAACCGAAAACUCACACCUUAUUGCAUAUAUUUCUGUUUAAAUUAAAUUUUACGAGAAAAAAUUUCUUUAUUUUGUAUCGUCACAUGUAUGCAAAGUUUACUGUGUCAACAACAAAAAAAAUAUUUGAAAUAAAGUUAAAUAAGUUAGAACACAAAAUUUAAAUCACGAAAGUAGAUUGUGAGAAAAAAAGUUUUGAAGCUAAUCAUCUUUCCUAUUCUCAAUAAUGAAAAUAGAAUAGGAUUCAACAUCAUACUAUUCAUUGAAACAACGACUUCUUUCAUAAACAGAUAUUUGUAAUUUUGAAAAAAUGAAUAAAUAUAGAUAGGCAUAUGAAAAAAAAAUGAUUAUCUAAGAUAUAAUCAUUUUUGUAAAGUUGUGAUGUUAUAUGUGAUUAUCAAACGAUGUUCGAUGGAAUAUUUUGCAAAGCGAUCAAUUUACAUUUAUAAACAUUUACCAAAAAUCCAGAAAUAAAUUUAAAAUAAAAUCUAAAUAUGUUUGAAGUAUUCUAGAAUGUGUUUACAAGCCUUUUAGUAUCUUUAGAAUGUAACAAGAACAUGAUGCGAUCAUUUUCUUACAGAAUAUUCGUUAGUGAUAAUCGAAUUUUCGUUAUCUAUGAUUUAUUUUUUCUGAAAUCAUGCAUUUUGAUGAUUGUAUUGUUGAGUUUUAACUUAUGCGUUUCAUUAAAAAAAUUCUCAGAAAUUUACAAUCUAAAAUAAUUUUACAGGAUAAUACCGCGCUUGUCAGGCAUCGAACUGAACUCGAACCUGUGGAAGUUGGUUUGAUUCCUUUUCUGAUAGUUAUCGUUAAAUACUGUCAAUGAUAAAUUGCUUUUUACAUUAAAAUAUUCAAUUUUUUUGGUAUUGAUAACAAAAUAAUAAAAAGUACGAAUAAUAAAUCAAGCAAAAAAAGAAUUGUUAUUUGAAUAAAAAGAAACAAUUGUGUAGUGCGAGACUUUUUGAAUUUAUCAUUUUCAAUGGAUUUUCAGAAAACAGUUCAAUAGGAUGAAGUAUGGUAGCUGCUUUUACAUAUAAUCUACUAAAUCAAAACGAUUCAAAGAUUGUAGAUGUGGUUAAACAAAAUAUCAACAUCUAUACCCACAUUCUUCUUGAUAUUAUUAAAAGUACUGGUUAUAAAUACAAGUUUUAAUCCAGAUUUGUGCAAAUUUCUCUUAAACUCUAACGACAUGGUUUAGAAAAGUCUUCGUUAAAACUUCAAUGGCUAAAAUAUGUUCAAUGGAUACAUGUAAUUGACUUAUUUACUAGUUAAAUCAAUGAUUGAAAUCAUAAUAAAACAUACGAUAUGAAAUAUAAAUCAAUAAGCCAAAUAGAAAUUAGAGCACAAAAUAAAUGACAAUCUAUUCUGAUUGGUUUAG
Messenger RNA from Rotaria sp. Silwood1, 5566 nucleotides. The record is from the annotation of a GenBank genome assembly. Lineage: Eukaryota; Metazoa; Rotifera; Eurotatoria; Philodinida; Philodinidae.